AUGUGGAUAGUUUGUUGCCGUAAACAGGAAUCGAAAGGAAAACGAUCGACGGAUAAGUCAAAACACCAUAAACAGAAAUACCUUCGUGGUCAAACUAGUGAUGAAAAUGCUGACAGAGAUGAUGAGGUCAAUGAAGAUCACAACCACAAAGUACAGAAUGAUCCAGUUGUCCCUACUAAAUUAAGAAGCGAUUCACAUGAUAGCAAUGGGAAUGGAUGCUAUCCUAGGCAAGAGAGAAGAAGCCUGCCGGAUGUUGUGAUACCCUCAACACACCUUGCCCGAAGUUCACUGAAUAAUUUGUCAAAUCACAGGCCUAGCUUGCAAAUUGACUAUGAAACUGGACGUAGGCCAACUAUCAUGGUGGAAACCACAGCGAAAUUAGCUGAGUCGGAAAGCCUAUGUCUUGAUGAUCAAUUUUCAUCCAGCCUUUUAUGCAAAACAUUUCUAGUUAAUGAUGUAAAAACAGACAUCGAGCAUAGAGGCAGUGUUUUAGGCAAACGAAGGGCUCAUAGUCUUAUCCCAACUUAUUGUGGGAAAUACUUACCAGAAGCUAGUAAAGCACGUCAAGCUAGAAAAUCAGAAGUUAUGCGAGGUGUUGACGAUGGGAAAAAAUUACCACUUAAGAAAAGACUUAGUCUUCUAAAAGUUAAACCUUUAAAACGCUUUCGUAAAUCCAAAGAAAGUAUUAUCUCUUUGGAUUCACAAAAAUCUCACACAGAAGAUGAUAAAGCCAACAUGUUACUCACAACAUCCGAUCUACGCACUGAUUGUAAGCCUAAGUCAUCUUUUAAACGUAUCAAAAAUUCAAAAUUAUUUUCACCCGCCAAAUCUUCACGUGAGAAUAUUAUCACCUCUAAAGAUAAUAGCCAUGAAAGUUGUUCUGAAAGAUCAGAGGACAGUUUGGGUCAACUGCCUUUUUCAAGGAAUUCUGUACUGAUGCACAUAAAUGCACGUAGUCCUGAUGCUUAUACUGAUCCAAGAAAGCGAAAUCUUUUAGAUACUUUUGAACACUCCCCAAAUUCUAGAAAUACCGUUCUAAGACCCAUCGUAACACCGUUUGCUCAAAUUUUGGCUAGUCUGCGGAAGGUUCGAACAAAUUUCAUCUUAUUAACAAAUGUGACAAGUACUAGAGAUUCUCGAUUUGGAGCUGUACAACCAAUACAGUCCAUUGAAGAUGGUAACAAUUCUUCACAUUCAGGUGCUGGUGGACAAGCUAAAGUCACGGCUUCUGAAACACUAGAGGAACUUGAAUGGUGCUUGGAAAGGUUAGAAAACAUUCAAACUCAUCGAUCUGUCAGUGAUAUGGCAUCAAGUAAAUUUAAGAAAAUGUUAAAUAAAGAACUAAGUCAAUUUGCUGAUGGUGGUCAAAGUGGCAAGCAAAUAUCAGAAUAUAUCUGUUCAACAUUUUUAGACUCUAAAGAAAAUGAUUCUUUGACAAGUCCACCAUCAUUGGUAACAAAUAUUCCACAUAGUAAUACUCAUGGUGUGAUGUGUAGCAGCCUAAGUAGAGAUGGUAUAUAUAGUAACAAUUACAAGUCUGAAACAAACACAUGCUCACCCUCAAGUGUAAUGAACAAAUCAGACUCAUGUGGUACACAUGCGAUAAGAUCUAGUGAUACCGGUCACGUAGUAACAACAGUAAGUGCACUUUCAAAUAUUGUGAAUAAAACUACUAAUGAUAGUACAACGGUAGUAUGUAGUAUCACUACAAUUGGUGAAAGCAGUACAAUCACCAGCACAACAACAAUUGUUUCAAAGAUUGGCUCAAUCCCAAUGAUUAAAUCAUUUACUCCGUUUUAUUCAUCAACACUAACAUCCUCUGUGACACCACAGUCUAUCAGUAUGAAUAUGAAUGAAAACAAUAAUACUUGUGAUGGUGUUUGCGAUGGCGGUAACAAGGAAGGCGGUAGCAAAACAGCUCAGUCUGGUAAUUUCGAUGGAAGUAAUUCCUCUACUAUUGUGACCCCUUCUCCGUGCGCAUCUGUGCAUCAUAAUCACCCUCAUCACCCUCUUAAUGAUAGUGAUAAAAACACUUCUUUGAGUAAUACACAAACACAAAUUGUACCAUAUAUUAUGAACUCAACAAAUCCAGAUAGACUUGAAGAACUAUUGCAAAAUUCUCUUGACCAAUGGGGAAUUGAUAUUUUUGAAGUGGAUCGGUUGACCACAAAUCCUCUCACAUGUAUAUUUUACAAUAUUGUACAGAAACGAAAUCUUUUACAACAAUUUGCUAUACCUGAACGUAAUUUAAUUUUAUAUAUGAAUGCUGUAGAAGAAAAGUACAACGAUAAUCCGUAUCAUAAUCGUAUCCAUGCAGCUGAUGUUGUCCAGUCAACGCAUAUCUUAUUAAAUGCACAGUCAUUAGAGUCUGUCUUCACAGAUUUAGAAAUUUUUACAGUUUUAUUUGCCUGCGCUAUUCAUGAUGUUGGUCAUCCAGGUGUUACAAAUCAGUAUUUAAUUAAUACCAAUGAUAAGUUGGCGAUUUUAUACAACGAUUCAUCAGUACUUGAAAAUCAUCACUUGGCUAUUGCAUUUUCUUUACUGGGUCAACCUGGCCACGAUGUUUUUGAGAAUUUCCCACGCAAACAACGACUUAGUUCAAGACGUAUGAUCAUUGAUAUGGUUCUAGCUACAGAUAUGUCAAAGCAUAUGAGUCUGCUUGCGGAUUUAAAAACAAUGGUCGAAACAAAGAAAGUAGCCGGAUCAAGUAUACUGACUUUGGAAAAUUAUAUUGAUAGAAUGCAGAUUUUACAAAAUAUGGUGCAUUGCGCGGAUUUAAGUAAUCCAGCUAAGCCAUUAGACUUAUACAGACAAUGGACAAAUCGUGUUAUGGAAGAACUUUUUCGUCAAGGUGACAAAGAACGUGAAUUGGGCAUUGACAUUAGUCCAAUAUGCGAUCGAAACACAGCGACGGUAGAAAAGUCACAGGUAACUUAAACAAAAUAAACUAUUUUGGGUAAUCUACGAUAGUAUUUG
Messenger RNA from Heterobilharzia americana, 2976 nucleotides. The record is from the annotation of a GenBank genome assembly. NCBI's taxonomy places the organism in Eukaryota, Metazoa, Platyhelminthes, Trematoda, Strigeidida, Schistosomatidae.